Sebastes umbrosus (honeycomb rockfish) is the source of this 2681-nucleotide messenger RNA. RefSeq names its product chromogranin B (gene chgb). The transcript has 8 exons. NCBI's taxonomy places the organism in Eukaryota, Metazoa, Chordata, Actinopteri, Perciformes, Sebastidae. Bases 16 to 2379 code for a protein of 787 amino acids. Gene Ontology annotation, cellular component: secretory granule. The record is from RefSeq and is a predicted model, not a curated record.
UGGUUUGGUAAGAGCAUGGUGACUGAACCAUCAAGAAAAUGUGAGCAGCAGGCGCCCAGUCAGCGCAGCUCCCUCCUGUCGCUUCACAGGGACUGGAGUCGGGGCUUUUAUUUUCUCACAUUUUCUUGGAUAUACCUCCAUCUCGCCAAGAUGAUACUUAUUUUUGUUGUUGUUGCGGCUUUGCUGACAGAAAAUCUAGCGCUUCCAAUGGGAAAAGAAGGGCAGAGAGAAGACGUGGUGACACGCUGUUUGGUUGAAGUCCUGUCCAAAGCUCUCUCCAAACCGGACUCCCAGCUGAACCAGGAAUGCAAAGACAUUCUCCAAGCAGGGGUUAAACAUGCCCCGCUGGACAAGAAGAGCACGGAUGGGACAGCAGCUCAUGGAGAGGUCGCCAAAGGUCAACCUGAAGAGCCCGAGGCAAAGGGAGCUAAUUUGAAAGACAUCGAGGCUCUCCUGAAAUCCGUGGAGGAAAAAAGAGAAAUCCCAGAGGACGAGCGCAGCCAAGAAUCCUGGAGUCUGCUGGGUGACGAGAAGGAGAAGAGACACGAGAACGAAGAGGAGGAAGAGCGGGAGAAGAGGAGCAACUAUAGGCCUAGAUACCACCAAAGGAAAAACAAACGAGGAGAGGAAGAAGACGACAACGAGCGGAGUCAGGAGAGCUGGGGUCUCGAGGAAAAGAGAUCAGAAGACGAAGAAGGAGGUGAAGAGAGAGAGAAGAAGAACAGCGGCUAUAGGCCUAGAUACCACCAAAGGAAGAACAAACGAGGAGAGGGAGAAGACGACAACGAGCGGAGUCAGGAGAGCUGGGGUCUUGAGGAAAAGAGAUCAGAUGAUGAAGAAGGAGGUGAAGAGAGAGAGAAGAAGAGCGGCUAUAGGCCUAGAUACCACCAAAGGAAGAACAAACGAGGAGAGGGAGAAGACGACAACGAGCGGAGUCAGGAGAGCUGGGGUCUUGAGGAAAAGAGAUCAGAUGAUGAAGAAGGAGGUGAAGAGAGAGAGAAGAAGAGCGGCUAUAGGCCUAGAUACCACCAAAGGAAGAACAAACGAGGAGAAGAAGAAGACGACAACGAGCGGAGUCAGGAGAGCUGGGGUCUCGAGGAAAAGAGAUCAGAUGAUGAAGAAGGAGGUGAAGAGAGAGAGAAGAAGAGCAACUAUAGGCCUAGAUACCACCAAAGAAAAAACAAACGAGAUGAGGAACCUUUAGGAGAGGAGAGGGAGGAGCCAGAGGAAGAGCGUAGCCAAGAGUCCUGGGAUGUGGACAAAAGGCAAGGCAAUGAGGUAGAUGAGGAGGAGGAGAGAUCCAAGCGCAUAUGGAAGCCCACACAUCGCUACCACCACAAGAAAAAGUUCCACAAACGCGGCGAUGAACCAUCAGAGGUGGAGGAUGAUGGUGAACGCAGCCAGGAGUCCUGGGGUCUCGACAAGAGGGAGUGGAGGGCCGGAAGGUUCCACCAGAGGAGACGCAAACGCGAUGAGGAGCUCCCAGAAGAAGCACAAGACGAGCCCGACGAAGAACGCAGCCAAGAGUCCUGGGGUCUCGACAAGAGGGGGUGGAGGCCCGGCAGAUAUCACCAGAGGAAACACAAACGCGAUGAAGAGCUCUCAGAAGAAGCCAGGGAAGAGCCCGAUGAAGAGCGUAGCCAGGAGUCUUGGGGUCUCGACAAGAGAGGGUGGAGGCCCGGCAGGUACUACCAGAGGAAACACAAACGCGAUGAAGAGCUCUCAGAACAAGCACGAGACGAGCCCGAUGAAGAACGCAGCCAAGAGUACUGGGACUUUGACACUGGAAAGGAAAAGAGAGACUGGAGGACCGGCAGGCAUCACCAGAGGAGACACAAACGUGACGAAGAGCUCUCAGAGGAGGAGAGAGAAGAGCCAGACUCGGAACGCAGCCAGGAGUACUGGGGCUUGGACAAAAGACACGGAAAAGGUGAAGAAAUAGAAAAGCGUAUAUGGAAACCGACACAUCGGUACCACCAUAAAAAGAAAUAUCACAAGCGUGGCGGAGGCUCAUCGGAAGAAGAGGAAGAACAGAGGGGGGAUGCAGAGGAAAACGAGGAGGCGCCAAAGGACGGCGAGGAAGCAAUAAGGUAUCUGGCAGAGAAACGCAAUCCCUGGAUUUUCAGAGGUUUCUACCAUCCUGCAUGGAAAAGGGAUUCAGACGAGCAUGCUGCAAACUCAAACAAGAUGGAUGAACUGGCCAAAUUGCUGAGCUAUAAGAUAAACCAGCUGGCCGACCACUCUAAUCAAGAGGAGCCAAAGAGGAGCAUGCACCAGAGAGCACUCACUCCACAGGAGGAGAAAGAGCUGGAAAACCUUGCAGCAAUGGACACAGAGUUGCAGAAAAUCGCUGCCAAGUUGCAUGACAACAAUGCAUAAGCCAGGAUGGACAGCAUUUCAAGACACUGUCGGUGGAUAAAAACUGCUUAGUGUGCUUACAGUGUUAAAAAAAACGACAAAAAAAAACCUGGAGCCUUGCCUAAAACAUUUUAUCAACUUGUUUAUCAUCGUAUUUGUGAUAUUUUGAUGUUAAAUUAAUCAGCAUGGGAAUGGUUUUGAUGUUUAUAUAUAUAAAUAAUAAGAGAAAAUAUGAGAUUAAAAUAUAUCUGAGACAAAUUAUUCAAAUCAUUGUAUUUUGAAGAGUUUGUUCACUCAAUAAAAGGAGUUAUUCUGGGACCAAA